This is a messenger RNA of Armigeres subalbatus, 1991 nucleotides long. Its product is annotated as band 7 protein AGAP004871-like. The record is from RefSeq and is a predicted model, not a curated record. The transcript is spliced from 5 exons. NCBI's taxonomy places the organism in Eukaryota, Metazoa, Arthropoda, Insecta, Diptera, Culicidae. Gene Ontology annotation, cellular component: plasma membrane. The coding region runs from base 499 to 1644 and encodes 381 amino acids.
GCUCAAAACGGUUCUCGGUUUCUGCCAAAGCCCCGUCAUUCAACGAAUACUCGCUCUCUCUCGCUUUCUCUCGACGACGGAUCCCUCCGUCGCAGUUUCGCACGAUCGCCGUCUGCAGGAUUUGCCAUAAACAAAUGGACUUAUAUUUUGGGUGAAAUUUCAAAAACCGAUCGCUGCCUUGCAGCAAACCCCUUCCACUCGAGCUGGAUGCUGGAGGAGUUGUCAAAACAUUUGCCCCAUUUGGCCGGACAGUAGAGCUCGGAGCCGAUCUGGACAAGGCAGUGAUCUGGCGUUCGGUGCGCGCCAGUCCAGAAAUAGUUCAUCCAUUGAUCUCGGAUGGUCCGUACGCGAUCGCGAUCGUAUUGUAGCGUGCCGGGUUGUGUUUAUCCGGGCCGUACCUCCCGCUGGUCCCCGAGUACGGUCGAGUUGUUUAUUAUCGGAUUGAUUUACGGUCUCCGCGCGUUCCCGUUCGAGUCACGUAAACAUUGAACAGAUAACAUGAUCAGUGUCGCCGGCCAGCAGGAUGACCCAUUAUCAGAGGUACAGCAGUACCAUCAGCACUUGGGCCCGAUCCCGCCACCUGUGCUGUUGCCGCAGAUCCCAUUGGGGGCGGGGCUCUCAACGCAGACACACCCGCCCUCAACAACUCCACCGCCGCAACAACAGCAGCAUCAUCAGCAACGUUAUGGCAUGUUCAACCCUACCACGUUGGCAAUCCCCAUACCGGACAACCUCCGUGUGAAAACUGACUCGACCCGGAUAUGGGGCUGCUGGAACGAUGCUGAAGCCGAUUCGAUAGGAUGUGUAGAAGUGCUGGCCACGGUCUGCUCGACCAUUUUGAUGGUCUUGACACUGCCGAUAUCCAUUUUCCUCUGCUUCAAGGUCGUCCAGGAGUACGAACGAGCAGUCAUCUUCCGACUCGGUCGUCUAAGAUCCGGCGGCGCCCGUGGCCCAGGUGUGUUCUUUGUUCUUCCAUGCAUCGACAACUACUGCAAGGUAGAUUUGCGUACCGUGUCAUUCGAUGUGCCUCCACAAGAAGUUCUGACACGUGACUCCGUAACCGUAUCUGUCGACGCCGUCGUCUACUACCGGAUCCGUGACCCACUGAAUGCUGUCGUUCAAGUUGCCAACUACAGCCACUCCACUCGGCUGCUUGCAGCCACCACGCUGCGUAACGUUCUCGGCACACGCAAUCUCUCGGAGCUGUUGACUGAGAGGGAAGCCAUCUCGCACUCGAUGCAGGUCACUCUGGACGAGGCCACCGAUCCGUGGGGUGUACAGGUUGAACGUGUUGAAAUUAAGGACGUCUCCCUGCCGGAUUCGCUGCAGCGUUCGAUGGCGGCGGAAGCGGAAGCCGCUCGUGAAGCCCGUGCCAAGGUGAUUGCCGCCGAGGGAGAAAUGAAGUCAUCCCGCGCCCUGAAGGAAGCCUCCGACAUCAUGUGCGAGAGUCCGGCGGCGUUGCAGCUGCGUUAUCUGCAGACCUUGAGCAGCAUUGCAGGCGAGAAGAAUUCAACCAUCGUGUUCCCACUGCCGAUCGAGCUGAUUGGACCGUUGAUGAACAUCACGUCGAGCAUUACGAGCAAAAUGGCGGCUUCAGCGGCGUCGACGGCUGCAGGCCCACGACCGAACGAAGUGAUUGACUAGCAUUUACCAAAGGAGGUUAAAAGGUUGUGGGAGUUCGAUUCGCUGUAGGAGCGGUAGAUUGUUGAAUUAACUAAUUGAUACGGAGCGAAAUGUUUGAGCCAACGCUUGUUAAAAAAUACAUAUAAUGAAGCAAAUAAAAAUCCUCUAUAAUAAUAAGUACGAUAUAAAUCAAUAACGGGACGUGCCAAAUCUAUGCGACUAUUUUUAUUCGAAGUAAUCAAAUUAACUAGUAAGCAUAAUAAGUAAAAGUGAGCCACUAUUGGUUGCAAAUGUAAUACUAACUGAAUUAGCAAAUAUCUGAGCCCUAGGUGUUGUAAAUACAAGUUUAUACGAUUGGAAUUGGAAAA